Molecule: messenger RNA, 1933 nt
Organism: Ilex paraguariensis (yerba mate)
Lineage: Eukaryota; Viridiplantae; Streptophyta; Magnoliopsida; Aquifoliales; Aquifoliaceae
Source: the annotation of a GenBank genome assembly
CAACGCAGUAGUAGCUGCUCUUCAAACCGGAGACGAGAUCACCGAGAGGAGAGAGAAAGAGGAGAAGGAAAAUGUCUUCGUUGGUCGUGGUUACAGACACAGGCGUACGAACGCCUCUUCUACAAGAUUUAUCACCUCCAGUUCCACACAGCGACUCGGGCGUUAGAGAAGAAGAGAUUGUUCCUUUACCGUCACCGAACGAGUUGGAUGAAUCAAAAGCUAAUCCUACCGAUCCCAAGCAACGCCUUGUAUCUUUAGAUGUCUUUCGAGGCCUCACUGUCGCUCUGAUGAUAUUGGUUGAUGAUGCCGGAGGGGCUUUUCCAUCAAUAAACCACUCUCCAUGGUUUGGCGUGACCCUUGCGGACUUCGUAAUGCCUUUUUUCCUCUUUGGUGUUGGUGUUUCUGUGAGUUUGGUAUUCAAGAAAGUAUCCAGCAAACCAGCAGCAAUAAGAAAGGUUAUGGUCAGAACAGUUAAGCUCUUCCUCUUGGGGUUGGUUCUGAACGGCGGGUAUUUCCAUGGGCGCAACCAUUUAAGCUAUGGGGUUGAUGUCAGACAGAUACGGUGGAUGGGUGUGCUCCAGAGGAUUUCUAUUGGAUAUCUGUUUGUUUCGAUUUUGGAGAUCUGGCUUGUUAAUAAGGUUGCAGUUGACUCGGCAGUGACAUUUGUACAGAAAUAUGUCAUUCAGUGGGUGGUUGCUAUCUUAUUAGGUUCUUUGUAUAUGUGCUUGCUUUAUGGGCUUUAUGUUCCAGACUGGGCGAUUGAAGUUACGAGCAUGAACUUGACCUCAUUUGCAUCUGGAUAUGGAUCUGGUACUCAAAUUGUGCACUGUGGAGUGAGGGGUAAUCUUGAACCUCCUUGCAAUGCAGUUGGGUUGAUUGAUCGGUUUUUUCUUGGUGAACAACAUCUUUACCAACAUCCUGUGUACAGAAGAACAAAGGAAUGCAGUGUUAAUUCUCCUGAUUAUGGACCUCUACCCCCAAAUUCACCUGGGUGGUGCUUAGCUCCAUUUGACCCAGAGGGCAUCUUAAGUUCACUGAUGGCUGCAAUCACUUGUUUUAUGGGAUUGCAUUUUGGACAUAUUAUUGUGCAUUAUAAGGUUGAUGUCAAGCAUAUUAGAAAGCCCACAAUGGUGCUUCAGUGGAUGGGGAUGAAUGCUCUCGUUAUUUAUGCUUUGGCUGCUUGUGACCUCUUUCCAGCUGCCUUGCAAGGUUUCUAUUGGCGUUCACCUGAAAACAACCUGGUUGACGGCACUGAAUCACUAUUGCAGGCCAUCCUUCAAUCAAAGAAGUGGGGUACCUUGGCUUUUGUAUUGCUUGAGAUUUUAUUUUGGGGUCUUGUUUCUGGAUUCCUCCACAUGAAACGAAUCUAUAUGCGGCUAUAAGGUUGCUGACAUGUACCCUUGUGCUCACCAUGUGAAUAAUGAGACAUCUCUAGACAUCAGCAUAGUGUUCUUUCUUCCCAGAGCCUUACUGCAGUUUUUUGUUCAAGUAGUGAAAGAUCAACAAUCUGAGAAAUCUUGGGAAAUGUCUGUACAGCAGCAAUGAAGAUGCAAGGCUCAGGCGGGUAAUGGUUUUCUCUCCGUGUUCUUUGAAUUUGAUUCAUUUUGUAUUGCUGUACUAUUUGGAAUUUAAUUCUAGUGGCAUAUCGUACAAAGAUAAGUAGGUAAUGAAAAUAUGGCAAUACCCUGACUUUUGGUAUAAGCAGCGGCAAAGUAUAGUGCGAUUCCUCUUUGAUGUUCUCCUUUCCCGGUUGGCUUUAUUUGUUUUUCUGUUUGAAGUCUCUUUCUCUUUGAACUCUGCGUGCAUGCGUGUGUAUGUUUUGCGGGCAUGUAAAGAAUAGAUUGGUUGUGUUGAGAGUAGAGAUAAGGAAUCGAUUCUCUUGAAUAGGAAAAAGUGCUUCUAUGGUCGUAUAGUGGUGGUUCAAAGUGGAAAA